Messenger RNA from Moesziomyces antarcticus, 582 nucleotides. RefSeq lists its product as uncharacterized. The record is from RefSeq and is a predicted model, not a curated record. The transcript is spliced from 2 exons. Lineage: Eukaryota; Fungi; Basidiomycota; Ustilaginomycetes; Ustilaginales; Ustilaginaceae. Bases 1 to 582 code for a protein of 193 amino acids.
AUGUUUGCGAUGUACAUCCAGCUGCUGAGCGUUGCUCUGUUCAUUACGGUAGCGCGGGCUGCCGUUGUGAUGCCUCAGGUCGUGGCUCCUCCUCCUCGUCCUGCUCGGCGCAAUUGCGUUCCUUACACCAAGCUGCUUCCUCGCAAUGCCGAGUACCGCAAGCACUGCGAUGGCGACACUCCCACGGGUGGCGAUCCCAAAUGGCCCUGCUUCACCUUCUGGAGCGGCUACCUGGGAGACGUUGUGGCCACCAUCGACGACCCCAAAGCCGAUCCUGACAAGGACGUAUUCCUGGUCAAGAACGGCUUCCUAGAAGAUUUCACCAUUCGUGAUCCAACCAAACCGUUUAGCCUGACCUGGGAUGGUCAGGCCACGCUCUCGUACAAGGACUACAAGAAGGACACCGGCUGCUAUACGAUCCAGGUCUCGAGAUCCAAGGACACUACUCUGAGGAUCUGGGUCUCGGAUCAGGACAACAAGGAGCGCAAAGUCGACACGCUCCACAACGAAAACCCCGACCCUGUCGAAUUCUGCACAAAGUGGGCCCAUCUCCAUGUCAAGUACGACGGCAACGAGUUCUAG